Molecule: messenger RNA, 3358 nt
Organism: Panonychus citri (citrus red mite)
Lineage: Eukaryota; Metazoa; Arthropoda; Arachnida; Trombidiformes; Tetranychidae
Product: ionotropic receptor 93a-like
Exons: 7
Coding region: 46-3162 (1038 amino acids)
Biological process (GO): monoatomic ion transport
Cellular component (GO): membrane
Molecular function (GO): glutamate-gated receptor activity
Source: RefSeq, a predicted model, not a curated record
UCCUGAUAUAAGUAAAUCAGUGUUGUUUUUUUGUCGCAAAAUUGAAUGAUGAUUAAGAUUAAAUUGUUUGAUUGUUUGUGUUUCAUAAUUAUUGUUUUACUUUACUCAUCGACAUUUACUCAAUCAGAAUCGGAUAAUUUUCCAAUUGGUCAAGUAAUUAACUUAGGAAUCUUAAUCCAGUUCAAUGAUGAAAUAUCUAGAGCAAUUAGGAAUGAGACUUUAUUUCAGUUAAUCAAUCGGAUUGAAGGACCAUUGAUUGAUAAUAUUACAACAAAAGUUGAUCUAAUUGAUAACUUUGAUGAUUUCAAUCAACAAAUUGAAGAGGAUCCAACAAAAUGUAAUAAUUACAUGGGAUUAAUUUCAAUUCUUCCUUGUUCAUCAACUAAAUUACUUUACUCUUUAAUUCGUGAUUAUUGUUCAUCUACUCUGUUAAUUUCAAUUCAUGAUCGAACUUGUAUCAGACCAAAUCGUGAUCAUGGAAUUGGUUUUCCAAUUCUAUCAUCAGUUGAUCAUGUUGUUCCAAUGUUAAUUGACAUGAGACAUGAUUUCUUACGGAAAUGGGAUCAUAUUAAUCUGAUUCAUGAUGAUACAAUCGAUAUUGGUGCUCUUCAUGAUUUAGUUGAUGGAUUGAGUAAAAUUCAUGGGCCAGAAAUAACUCCAUCAAUUGUGACAACUUAUCACAUUGGAAAAUCAACUAAUUCAGUUAAGAAUAAGUUAAUUAUUGAAUUAGAUGAAAUAUCUGAUAAUAAUGAUACUGAAGUUACUUCAAUUUCACAACGAGAAACAAUUAAAAUUGAUUCGUCUCGUCUGGAAGAGCAAUUUGUUGAUCAUAUUACUAAUGAUGAAAAUUAUAAACAUUUCAUUAUCAUCGCUCGUAGUAAUCAUAUCAGAGAGAUAAUUAAAUUGGCUCACUCAAAGUCACUUCUUGUUUCACCUCGUAAAUGGUUAAUUAUCUUCAGUGAUAAUCAAGAGAAUCCUGAUUAUUGGUCACAAUUAAGUCCAAUUUUAGCAGCUUCUCAAACUGCAAUUGUAAUUAGAGAGGCUUCUGGAUAUGGUCAGUGUAAUGUGAUGUCCGAUGGAUGUCAAAUUAGAUUAGCAUUGGAAACAUUAAGAUCAUCUUUAAUUAAAGUUGGUCUAACUACUGAUUAUGAUUUUACCGAUGUCGAUAUGAAAAGACGAACUCGAAAUCGGAUUUUAACUGAAAUCAGAUCACAAUUAGGUUCAACUGAAUCAAACUCUGGACAAUAUUGUGGUAAUUGUGAUCGUUAUUCACUGAAAAUGUUUGAAAGAGCGACAGUUGGCCAAUCAAUUGAUUACAUACGUCGGCCGUUUCCAUCAUUAAACUGGCCUGAGACUAAAUUAGCAGCCGAAGAUGAGAUUGAUAAUAUUAAAAUAACUCAAACUGGCGAGUGGACUCCGUUCAAAGGGUUAAUUCAAUCUGCUGACCCUUUGCCCAUUGAUGUUGUCAAUGGCGGUGGUCAAGUUAUCAAGGUUGGUGUAAUUAACCAGCGUCCACUAAUUAAUGCUGAACUGGUUGAGGGUAAAUGUAAACCCAAUGGGACAACAAUUGAGUUACUAAAAUUAAUCGCAUCUCGAAUGAAUUUUACCUUGGAAUAUAUUUGCUGGUCAAGCCUUGAAGAUGAUAAAAUUGGUACUCCACAAUCAGAUAUGAACUGGGACGGAAUUCUGGGUAAAUUGCUUUCAGGAGAAAUUGAUUUAGCAGCAAAUGGUAUUUGGAAAACACCAUCGAGAAUCCAAUCAGGAAAAUUUGAAUUCUUGUUCCCUUACGAUGUUGAUACGGUUUCGUUGGUGGUUGCAAAGUAUCCCGAGGAUGAAAAGUUCUUGUUCAUUUGUCCAUUUACUCCAGGGACUUGGACCUGUGUUAUACUUUGUAUGAUCAUAAUUGGACCAAUUUUCUGGAUUAUCCACCGUUCAGCAAUUUACUACGAUUACUAUAAGAUGAAUGAUGGAAAAGGUUUCUACAAAUUGUUCAACUGUGUUUGGUACUGUUAUGGAGCGAUGGUCCAGCAAGGAGGUGAAAUUUUACCCCAGGCUAUUUCUGGGCGGAUUCUGAUUGCUUCUUGGUGGCUUUUCGUUAUUGUAACGGUGACAACAUAUUCGGGAAACUUGGUGGCUUUGUUGACUUUCCCAAAGAUCAUUCAGCCGAUUCAAAAUGCUCAAGAUGUCAAAAACUCUUGGGGAAUCUCAGUUGGUGCAUCGACUGACAGUUCGAUAGCUGAAAUGAUUCCGAUAAUUAAAUAUUCUGACCUUGCAAUUAUAAGAGAUGAUGUUAAAUAUUAUGAUUUCAACAAGGAGAGAGAUGAAAUCUUUGAAGAUAUUUCCGAUGGAGACUUGGCUUAUAUCAUGAAGGAAUAUGAAGCUCGUUAUUGGGUGACAACUGAAUUCACGCGAACCGGAUUUUGUGGAAUGCAUGUCGCUAAAGAUGCUCUUUAUCGAACUCCUGUUCAUAUGGUGACAAAGAAAGAAAAAUUUCCAGAAUCUUUGUUGAAUGAAAUCAAUCGAUUAUUAUUUCUGAUGACCAGAGCUGGAAUCUCAACUUAUUGGAAGAUGUGGUUCCAAACACCAGGUAACGAUUGUAUGUAUCCAUUGAUUAUCCAUGCAGGAGACGUGAAAAAGAUUGACGUUAUUCAUAUGAUUGGUUCAUAUGUACUUCUUGCCUGGGGCAUUGGAGUCGGUUCGAUAAUAUUGAUCGGGGAAAUUGUUCACAAGAAAUGUUUCGCAGUCAAUCAAUUUGGUUCAAUGAAAAUGGAAGAUGGUUCAAAGCGUGAGAACUCUGGUUCGUCGGGACUUAACGAUAUACUCAGGAGCAUGUACACUCGAUACAAUUCUGAUCCAUCAUAUUCAAAAUGGGCGUCGAAUGUUGAUUAUUUCAAUUCAUCUGAUAAUCGUCCAACCAAAGAGUCCAAAGUAACUCGAUUAUCGUUUAAUCAUCCAAGCAUCAGUCGAGCUCCGUCAACCAAUUUCAAAGCCAAAGCCAAUUGGGCCUCGGGCGUCGCAGCGGCAAGAGCGAAGGCAUCGCCAAACCUUUAUUACGAUCAAAGUGGUUCGAUGUAUUUAACUCAAAUCAGAGGAAUUUACAAUGAUCCAGAAAACUUUCAAUAUCCUUACAGUGAUUUACGAUCUAAUUACAAGUUCAAAUGAUUUCGAAAAUCGUAACAAUUCAAAUUGCUAUUGGUUUUGUUUUUGUUUUCUCUCGUUCUCAUUAAUCUGAUUAUCUUAUCGCAUCUAAAUAAUAACCAUAAUCAUUAUGAUCAACGAACAAUAAAUUUUGAUUGGUGUGUAAUUGUUGUAACAUUGAAUUGUUUUCAUCAAAAUAAAGUUUUAAUUGUUGGAUAAA